Sarcophilus harrisii (Tasmanian devil) is the source of this 1725-nucleotide messenger RNA. RefSeq names its product aminoadipate-semialdehyde dehydrogenase-phosphopantetheinyl transferase (gene AASDHPPT). The coding region runs from base 78 to 1013 and encodes 311 amino acids. Lineage: Eukaryota; Metazoa; Chordata; Mammalia; Dasyuromorphia; Dasyuridae. The transcript is spliced from 6 exons. The record is from RefSeq and is a predicted model, not a curated record. Gene Ontology annotation, molecular function: magnesium ion binding; holo-[acyl-carrier-protein] synthase activity. Gene Ontology annotation, cellular component: cytosol.
GGCAUAAUAAGCACCGUCUUUACGUCAUUGUGGGGUCGUGCGUGUGCACGUCGGUGCGCGCGUGUCCCGGGCCGCCUAUGGUUUCUCGGGCGCGGACUGGGUGGUCUUUUCUCCCCAUGGAAGGAGUGCGUUGGGCUUUUCCGUGCGCCGCCUGGCGCCCCAGCCGGGCCGAGUGGCUCUUGGCGGCUCGUGCAGUGCAGCCCGAGGAGAAGGAUCGCAUUGGCCAGUUCGUCUUUAGCCGGGACGCCAAGGCAGCCAUGGUGGGUCGAUUGAUGAUGAGGAAAUUGAUUGCAGAAAAAUUGACCAUCCCUUGGAAUAAUAUACACUUGAAGAGAACUUCAAAAGGGAAGCCAGUACUUGUAAAUGACUCAUUUAAUAUUCAUCCAGAUUUCAACUUUAAUAUCUCACAUCAAGGAGACUAUGCAGUUCUUGCUGCUGAGCCUAAGCUACAAGUUGGAAUUGAUAUCAUGAAGACAACUUUACCAGGCCGAAGCUCAAUUCCAGAAUUCUUUCGAAUUAUGAAUAGACAGUUUACAGAGAGAGAAUGGAAGACAAUCAAAGCCUUUGAAGAUGAAUGGACCCAGCUGGAUACAUUUUAUAGGCAUUGGGCACUAAAAGAAAGCUUCUUAAAAGCUAUUGGGGUUGGAAUAGGAUUUAAACUACAGAGAAUCGAGUUUAAUAUAUCUCCCCUGCAUCUGGAAGUAGGCAAAGUAUAUAGAGAAACAAAUAUGCUACUUGAUGGAGAAGAAGAAGAAUGGACUUUUGAGGAAAGCAGAUUGGAUGAGUAUCAUCAUAUUGCAGUUGCUCUUAAGAAACCAGAUGGAUUAAGACCACAGAAUUCACAAGUUUUUUCUCAAGACCAUCCUGAGCUAAAUAUGUCACAGUUCACUUUUUUGACAUUUGAAGACUUGGUAGCAUCUGUUAUUCCUUUGACACCGGAAGAUCCUUCUUAUUGGGACAAUUUUUGCUCCAAACAAGAGGAGCCACUUCGAAAUAGCAGAAGUUUAAGAUAAUGCUCAAGAAACAAAAAUGAAAAUGAAGAUUUUUAAAAAUCUCAAGAUCACCAGAAAAUAGAUAAUUAAAGAACUCAAAUGGCAUUUCACACAGUUGGACCAAGUUCUCAGAGGUAUAAAGGGAGCCAUGAAUGUAAUUGUGAUGUAGAAAUAGAUUUUUGAUAUUACUAAUAUCAAAAUGGGGCAGUAAUUUAAGUUCAGUGCUGCAACUAAAUGAGUUUGUAUAAUUGUUUAAAAUAGGUUACUUUGGUCAAUAAGCAAGCAAACAAGUAUUCAUUAAGCACCUAUUAUGUGUCAGAGUGCUUUCUGCUAAUGAUGGAAAGAAGGAAAUGAAAUAGUCCUAUUUUCUACUGGAACAAAUAAAAAAUUUACUCUUUUUGUAAAUGUUGUCAUCAUUUGCUGUUAAGCAUCCUCUUAUUAAUUACCAUGCAAAGCAGAUAGAAUAGCAAAAUAAUUUUCAUAGUAAAAGAGGUGUUGACAAUCUUUCAUAUAUUCCUAAGAGAAUUUCUUGAUACAUCUGCUCAUUUAGUCAUGGUAUUUUUCGUUCUGUAGUACUUAACCUUACAAGAUUGUUAGGAGGUUAAAUAAAAUAUUGUAUGUAAAGUUUCAAAAACUUCAAAGUAUAAUUUUCUUGCCAGUUAUUAUUAGUUUAUGUUAGCUACUCUACAUUUUUCUGGUUUUUAUUAUUUUAAGUUGUAUUUUUCUAAUUCUU